Molecule: messenger RNA, 1037 nt
Organism: Salvia miltiorrhiza (redroot sage)
Lineage: Eukaryota; Viridiplantae; Streptophyta; Magnoliopsida; Lamiales; Lamiaceae
Product: peptidyl-prolyl cis-trans isomerase FKBP20-2, chloroplastic
Exons: 7
Coding region: 105-848 (247 amino acids)
Molecular function (GO): peptidyl-prolyl cis-trans isomerase activity
Source: RefSeq, a predicted model, not a curated record
UAGGAAAGUAAAAGUCGCUGAGGAUAUGUAUAAAGGUGGAGAGGAAAAAGGUGAUUUUGAAACUCCCAUAAACCUUUUGGGCAUUGCAAAUAGCAGGAUAAGAUAUGAGUUUACUCUCUUUCCCAUUGCCCUCCGCUCCCAAUUAUUUCCCUUGUACUAGUCUUGUAAUCUAUCAGUCGCAUGGAUCCAGUUGUGCUCAAACCAGGCCAUCCAAUGCGGCGGCCCGAGGAGAACAGGUUGAGGAGAAGAAAAUGGGGAGGAGGCUCUUCUUCAGUUUCGUUGCUGGAUCGGGAGCCAUGUCUGCAGCAUUGCCAUCCUUGGGGAAGACAAAGAAACCGAGCCCGUUUGAUGAGAGACGCCUACUUGAGCAGAACAGGCGAAUUCAGAGAGAGAAUAACGUGCCUGAUGACUUCCCUAGUUUUCUGAGAGAAGGUUUCCAGGUUAAAGUAGUGGCACCAGACUACUAUGUUACGCGUGAUUCAGGCCUUGUGUUGUGGGAUAUUGCACCCGGCCAAGGUGAUUGUCCAAAGGCUGGUCAACAGGUGACGUUUCACUACAUCGGUUAUAAUGAGUCAGGGCGACGUAUAGACAGCACAUACUUACAAGGUUCUCCUGCCAAAGUUCGACUUGGUACUAACGGAUUAAUCCCAGGGUUCGAGGAAGGAAUCAGAGACAUGAAGCCUGGAGGGAAACGGAGGAUAAUCGUCCCUCCAGAGCUAGGUCCACCGGUCGGCCCUUCCACUUUUUUCAGCUCCAAGCAGUUUGAAGUUUUUGAUAUAGAAUUGCUAAGCAUUCAAGAUUGCACGAGGAGGACCAUCGGGUUUUAUUCCGAUGUUGUUUGUAAUUAAGGAGGGAGAAAGACUGUUUUUGAGUUUCUAGUCUUGUAGGAAAAUGAACAGGAGCUCGUAGAGAGACCAAGUGAAAAUUUUCUGAUUCAUUAUGAAUCAAUGUAUGUAAUAGGUGGAGAUGCACGCAACAAAACAAAUCUGUGCAAUACAUUAACUAUUCUCAAUUACAAUAAUACAUACUCGCCAUAA